CUUGUUUCCAUAUCACCCUAUUCCCUGUGCCAAAGCCAUUCUCAACACAUCGUCGUCGCCGUAACACCAUCUGAAAUAUAUAUAUAUAUAUAUAUAUAUAUAUAUCAACUCGCACAAAAGCCAUGGCCAAUCCCGAAGCAGGUAAACACCGUUACUUCACCGAGCUCGCGCCCAAGUAUUCUCAGUUCACGGGAAACACGACGCGAGAUCUCUUUAACGAGGUAUUAGACCAUCGCAAUGGUCUAUCAAUCAGCUCAGACUCUGUGGUCCAUGACAAUGCAGCUGGUCCCGGAACCGCCGCAGAGGCUUUAAUUACAUGGUGCCACAAGCACAACUCCGCCGCGACACCCAAGAUCGUGGUCACGGACUACGUGCCUGCAAUGAUCGAAGCAUGCGAGGCCAUCAGGGCGACGAAGCAUCAGGACGAUGCUUUGUGGCAGAGCGUUGCGCUCGCCGUGACCGACUCCGCAGAUCUCAAGGACUACGGCGACAACUACUUCACCCACAGCAUCUGCAAUUUCAGCAUCUUCAACCUCACCCAUCCCGACAAAUGUCUCCAGGAAAUGCGUCGGACGCUUCAGCCCGGUGGGACGGCCGUCGUGACGUGUUGGAAACGGUUCGCCGCCGAGGAUCUACUCUCUGCCGCUCAGCGAGUCGUCAAAGGCGACGAAUGGGCCAACGCACACCGGAUCCCCGCCGCUGGACCUCAAUACCUCGAAGAAGGGUAUACAGCCCGGCUCGUGCAAGACGCCGGAUUCCCCUCCGACACCGUCGAAACGUUCGCAUUGAAAAAGGUGGUCGCCGAGGGUGGUGAUGACUGGAGGGGGCUGUACGAAUUCUUGACGACAUCGUCGCUCAAGAACGCGGCCACCAGGGAGUGGAGCGAGGAAGAAUUGGCGAAAUGGCCCGAUGCCGUGGCGGCGGCAAUGCAAAAAGAGAAGGAUUCCUUUGGGGGUCUACUUUUCGAAGCAUGGGUGGUCAUUGCAAGGAAAUGAACACGGCGUUAACAAAAGCGACCGCCUGGAAAUCGUACUACAUAAUGACAUGCCGAUUUGAGCAAAUUUAUUGAAGUGAAGCCUG
Molecule: messenger RNA, 1080 nt
Organism: Exophiala xenobiotica
Lineage: Eukaryota; Fungi; Ascomycota; Eurotiomycetes; Chaetothyriales; Herpotrichiellaceae
Exons: 1
Coding region: 123-995 (290 amino acids)
Molecular function (GO): S-adenosylmethionine-dependent methyltransferase activity
Source: RefSeq, a predicted model, not a curated record